AGUUCCGGUACCAUUUCGGGGAGAAGAAGCUGCCAUGGAAGAGCCUGCAGCUCCCACUGAGCCCUGCGAGGCAGCCGGGGCUCCCGCAGGUGCCCAGGCAGCGGGGCAGGGCGCAUCUGAGCCCAGCCUCGCGGUGCGCCCGGUCUUACGGCAUUCUGCGGCUUCGGGCUCGGCCCACCUCCGCACGUCACGUCUGAGGCCUGCCCAGGCCUCAGGGGGAGGGGCUAGGCCCAGUCAGCUGCAGGGCCGGAGCUGCGGCAGCUGGACGAAGCAAGUCGUCUGCAGGUAUUUUCUGCAUGGGCUGUGCAAGGAGGGGGAGAACUGUCGAUACUCCCACGACCUCUCAGGCCGACAGAUGGCCAGGGAGGACCGCGUUUCACCGCCUGGGGCCUCCACAUACCUUGGCCCCAGCACAGCUGCUCACGUAGAGACCCUGCCACAGGAAGUGGCGAAAGCCCCCGGUAUUGCGUCCUCACGCUCCUUGCCUGUGAUUGGCUCGGCUGCUGAAAGGGGUUUAUUUGAAAGCGAGACAGGCAGUGCAGGCUUUGAAGCUGUCGGAGGAGCAGGUGCAGAAGGCUGGGAGAAUGCCGUUGAGUUUGUUCCCGGGCAACCCUACUGGGGCCGCAGGGUCCCUUUUGUCCCCGAGGCUCCUCUACAGAGCUCGGUGACUGAGAGGGAGCUGAUUUCUGUGGGCACAGGGAGGCAACUUUGCCGCGAUGCUGCCAUGGGGCAGUGCUUUCGUGGGGAGAGCUGUAUGUACAUCCAUGGAGAAAUAUGCGAUAUGUGUGGGCUGCAGGUCUUGCACCCCGUGGAUGCUGUUCAGAGGGCAGACCAUGUAAAGGUCUGCAUUGAAGCACACGAGAAGGAUAUGGAACUCUCGUUUGCGGUGCAACGCAGUUUGGACAAAGUGUGUGGUAUCUGCAUGGAGGUUGUGUAUGAGAAAGCCAACUCCAGUGACUGCCGCUUUGGCAUCCUCUCCAACUGCAACCACACCUAUUGUCUUAAGUGUAUCCGUAGGUGGAGGAGUGACAAACAGUUUGGGAACAGGAUUAUCAAGUCCUGCCCACAGUGCAGGGUGACCUCCAACUUUGUCAUUCCCAGUGAGUUCUGGGUGGAGGAGGAGGAAGAGAAGCAGAAGCUUAUUCAGCAGUACAAGGAAGCCAUGAGCAACAAGAACUGUAGGUAUUUUGCUGAAGGCAGGGGUUUCUGCCCUUUUGGAGAGAACUGUUUUUACAAGCAUGCACAACCUGAGGGACUCGGAGAGGAGCCUCAGAGGCAGGGUGCUGGGGCAUCCAGUACUUCCUGCGAUCCACUUUUGGAGCCUGUGCAGGUGGGAAAGGGCAGCAUGCCCUUUAAAAGCAAAAAAGAGCUUGUCAUGCUUUGGCUGGCCAAUUUGUUGUUUAAGUGUUCUUUUUCACUGGGAGAUAAUGAGCUCCCCUUCUCAGAGGACCAGUGGGACUUGCUUCAUUGUGAACUGAAAAGAUAUUUCAGUGUGAAUCUGUAGCAUUUUGAUGUGGCAUGUGGUCUAGUGUGCUGAGGCUCUGUCAUCUGCUAUUGCCUGUUUUCCCUUUAUAGACACAUCUAUCAUUUUCAGGGGCUGUGGAAGCCAUUUUUGUAGAGCAUCCAUCUCUGUUUUUGUGAGCAUUCCAUCUCAUUUCUUUCCCUCUAGUGUUAUGGUGUUUUACUGUGUUCUAAAAAAAAAGUCCUUAAAGUUAUUGUUUGGUGAAAUGAAUAUUGCUGUCAGUUUAUGGUUUAUUCUGUCAUCUCUGUUUUCAACAGGAUUGACUCAGUUCUAGUCUAGUGUUUACAAAGUUUCCACAGUCAUUUUGAAGUCCUUCAAGAAUAAAUGUGACAGGGUGAAGGGAGAAGUCUUAACUGAACAAGGAGCUUUUUGCUACUACAGCCUUAAGAAAUGGACCCUCGCAGGGCCUGUGGUACAGCUGCUCAUCUCUUGUUUACAUGUAUGUUCUUCCUCGCAGUCCCCUUCAAGUGCGUCUUUAACCUGCGGUUACCUCGUGGUUUUGUGUUUCAUGUGACCAGAACCAGGUGCAUAUGUUUACAGAUUUUAUCCUGUUCAGCUUGAUGUGAACUUACUUAUAUUUGAAAGUAUAUA
Molecule: messenger RNA, 2113 nt
Organism: Manis javanica (Malayan pangolin)
Lineage: Eukaryota; Metazoa; Chordata; Mammalia; Pholidota; Manidae
Source: RefSeq, a predicted model, not a curated record